Pseudogymnoascus destructans is the source of this 4074-nucleotide messenger RNA. RefSeq lists its product as uncharacterized. Lineage: Eukaryota; Fungi; Ascomycota; Leotiomycetes; Thelebolales; Thelebolaceae. The record is from RefSeq and is a predicted model, not a curated record. The transcript is spliced from 2 exons. The coding region runs from base 2250 to 2945 and encodes 231 amino acids.
AAGGGCGGAGGCAUCCUUACAUCUCCUAGCUUAAACUGUGACUUAAUUUUGGCUCUAUAUAGAUCUCAAAAGAUAGCUGGAGGUUUGUAGGAUGCACUAUGUACAGGUAUUGAGUCUUUGAUCCUGCUUCUUUAAGGAUAGCACGUAGGGCGGGCUUCUGAUUAGUAAAUCUUAUAAAAUGCACCUAGUAGCAGCGAUAUUAGGCAAGUAGCAGGGGGGCAUAUACUUGGGAUACUUAUCAAACGCACCUAGCAGCGGUGCUAUAGAGCAGCAGCAGAGUAGCUUAAUAAUGAUAUAUUAGCGUUAGAAUACCAUUUUAUGAACUUAGAAAGGCAGUUAACGGAAUUCACCUCCGGCUGUUAAUGGAAUGGACUAGUGAAGCGACGUCUGGUGCCAUCUGCUGUCUAGUGAUUUUGAUCUUAGCGAGUCUGCUGUGCCAUUUUUCGCCACCUAUUAGCCAUCUCAUGACGAUUCAGGCUAAAUAAGGGCCUGCCUUCUGUCCUAAGGCUACCACUACACGCUUUGGCCUGUACAGAGUAGUCCAUACCUUGAAGCCGAUAACAGCACAAGUGGGGCGUCCAAAACGCCACAAUGCAUGAGGGAAUACAUUAACAUGGCGGAGAGCGUAUUCGCAUUCCAUUUUCAUCAGCACCGAUCGGGUUUGCCACCAUCCUCUUACUCCGUGGCCGUGUUGAAGCAUCCUUUGACAAGGCCUUAGCGCUUGGCAUCCUUGUGUCUCCCCAAAGUUUGCCACCGAGAUAUCAGUUACGCGCGAGUUGCGCGAGCUGCGCGGCUGACGGAUGGGCGGGUCUGGAGCUGCUCCUUAGACAUUGCUUACAUGGCAUCGUCGGUGUCAUCUCUUUGUUGGCUCGAGGCCGCCAAAAGACUAACGUCCCGUCCCGCCACCGAGAGACAUGCAAUGCACAACCAGGCCUAUCACGCUGACCAUGCCGUAAGCACUCUUUAUCGGGCCUUCUGCACCUCUCCAGCCAUAAGGCUGUGCUUUUUUAUGGGUUUCCCAGCAUAAUCAGAGGGAUUUAAUUCCACGGCCAAUGCUUGAUUCCCAUGCCGUACUGUCUGAGCCGGCUGUUGCCUGCCAUACGGUCUCUUUGCCGUUGAGAUUCUCAUGCGGGAAGCAAUUCGCUGACACAUACCGGGAGCACGAGACUGGUAGAAAAUUGGAAAUGCAGGAACAAGGAACGGUCAUCAAGCUUGACCGAAGGCAAGGCUGUUGAAGCGAUUGGAGAGCAGGUCUUGUGCGUUUCUCUAACACGAGAUUUCGGAUUCUUGUGAGCAUCAAAACACACCGGGUAAAUGAGAUGUCAACUCGACAUUCAAAAGCAGCGGAUUCAGCAAUUAGCCGGGCCUACGGAGUUUCCUGUAGGACCGAGGGGAUAAGGGUAUUUCUUGGAACUUGGCCACUUUCGAGACGCCAUUGUCCUGUGCAUACUGGAUCAACAGUACGAUGGUUGUGAUAUGCAGGAUCACGACGCGGACUUGCUGUGGUGCUGAGGCUGGGCACUGGGCGUACCAGCUUCCCCAACAACGUACAACCACAGCCAAUUGCGUUUGACGCCGAAGGAAGGAUGAAGGUUUAAACUUCAACAUUCAGAAGGAUCAGCUUCAGCUCGCUGCUAGUGCACUGUCGGAGGCCUAGAAUCGUCAUUUCCGAUCUCCUUUUUCAUGGAUAUUGUUAUUGGGGAUAGGGAAAGUGUCGUCGAGCCUAGCCUUGCUGCCCUCACAGCCUCCCCACACCUCAGGUUCCCCCACCUCAGCGUCAUCAUGUCACUCAACACCACCAUCGGAACGCCCAACAAGUGGGAUGCAGACCUGGUUUGGCCGUCCGGUCAAGCCAUUCAGUCGCUUUAAUUACGUGGGCGUCGUUUCAAGGUUUGAUAUCGAAGGAUUUCUAAUACCAGCCGCCGGACGCGGCGCAGCCUUGCGCUGCCUUUCAGAGACCAGAUCAGAUAUGCUGGUCCAGGCAGCUAUGGGGUGAUUCAGAGCUUUGAUUAAAUAAAUACCUUCUGCAUCCCCUCAUUUCUUUUAAUUUGCCCCCCUCAGUUGCUAUCCAACCAUUACUAGCUACUAACCUCUCGCCAAAUCAACCCGAGCCUGUUCGAGGACAGCAAAUCACCACAUCGUUGAAGCUCCAAGUCUAGCCUUGCAGCAUAAGGCACCCCAGUCCAAAUACCGGCACAGGAUCUGAGCCUGUUCAUCCAUUCUAUCCGCCAGCGGCUUCGACUUCAAAUAUGUCGGGAUACGACAGCGACGAGUCAAUGGGACGACCAAGACUUCUCACGCCGGGUCUGAGUGAGACUCACUCGAUGCAGGGUUCUGGGUGCAGCUCCGAAGACCGAAACUCUAGCCCAGAGCGAAGCCCGAAACGGAGAUGUACAUAUAACCCAUAUGAUCCACGGCUCAACGGCGAUGGCAACCAUAUGGCGUCUGCUGCCAGUCCUCCGGGGCACCCAACAGCUUUCGUCUUCAUCCCUUGCUCCCCAGUUAGAAGCUGGACUACACCAAUCCCUAGCUCGCUUCGUUCAACUGUGCCGAGUCCUGGCUUACCUUGUUCGACCAUACCGUCUUUCGGCAUGCCUUGUUCGACCUUACCGUCUUCUGGCAUGCAUUGUUCGACCAUACCGUCUUCUGGCGCGCCUUGUUCGACCAUACCGACUCCAGGGUCACCCCGUUCAUUCGGCCAGAGCCGUGAGUUCCUGCCUUUGAUACUUUCGGGGGGGCUCCUCUACAACAGAGCUCGCAACCCAUAUCCAGUAUCGGCCAUGGCAUUGGCUGCAGAGCGUUACUCGCGUGUGCCUGCAUCCCCAAGGUUACGCAUCAUCGACUGGAGACUGAGGUUAAAUUCGUGGCCAGAGGCGUCCAGGAGCCAGGCGGAUGCGGAGAUGGAUACGUGCGAAGCGGCGUUGAGGAGAUCGAGUACCUGGUAGCAUUUCGGCUUGGUCGCUGUGGUCAAAUAUUGCCCAACAGUAAAGUCGGGAGUAUCACAACCGUUUCUCUUGACAUGCUAGUCAAAAGAUCCACGCCGGCAUCUACAUGGAUGAAGCGCAUGAGGCAUGGUUGCUGAAGCUUGUCUCUUACAUUCGUUUUCUUUUUCUUGUCAAAGGAUGCACGCCGCCAUCAAUAGAGAUGGGGCACGGCGCAGGGUUGCCAGAAGAUCGUCUCUCUCACUCGUUCUCCUUUCCGGUAAAGAUGAUGCCUUUGGUGUCCUCCAUUAUCUAGGCACACGAGUCAGGAUUGUUAGAAGCUCGUCUCUCACACUCGUUAUUUUUUCUUGUGAAGAUAAAGCGAUUUGCAUCCCUUGCUACUCAGGGCACAUGAGUCAGAAUUGUUGGAAGCCUCUUUCUUUUAGUCGUUAUCUGUUGCUCAAGACACAUGAGUCUGGACAGGAAGCUUCUUUCUUUCAGUCGUUAUCUUUUCUGGCGAAGAGGAAGCUCUAGGCGGCCUCUAUUACCUGUCAUACCAUAACAUUCGUUUCUAUAUUUAUUCCUCCGUUGGCCUUAGGCUUGAUCUGAGCAUUUUCUGGUGUCAAGGGGUAUUGUUGUUUUCAGAUAACCACUUGGUUGUUCUCAAAAAGUGUUUUAUAAAUCAUGUCACGUGGUUAGUGUCACGUGGUUAUGAGAUGGUGAAUCUGAAAGGCGACUAUGGAUGGGUUGGGCUGCUAGAAACGUCUUAAAAAGUAUUGUGGUAGAAUAUCAGCGAUUAAAAAGUCUAUCUGCAUAUCAAGUGACACAGAGCCUCUUUCAAAGCGAAAAAAGCUAGAAAGUACGGAGUACAAAGCGUGUGAUUCAAAAAGAAAUAAAAUAAAGUGAAUAAUCAUCAGGCUCUGUACCAUUUUCCAAAAAGUAGCCACGCACCAUCUCGUUGCCUGGUUUCGCCAACCUUGGGCCACAUUUCACCACUAACAAUCUGCACUGGCCAGCUCUCAUAAUCGCCCUGGAACUCUGUCGAAUGUAGAGGAUAGCGGCGACUAGCAACAAGAGUCAGUUCAUUUAAGCGAGGCUAGUAGGCUACGGUACCUAUCACCAAAGCUUGGGCUGCUUCUCCGUACCUUGAUCA